Molecule: messenger RNA, 812 nt
Organism: Rhipicephalus sanguineus (brown dog tick)
Lineage: Eukaryota; Metazoa; Arthropoda; Arachnida; Ixodida; Ixodidae
Exons: 6
Coding region: 33-677 (214 amino acids)
Source: RefSeq, a predicted model, not a curated record
CAAUGCGACUUCUUUCGAAAGCAUAGCACAGGAUGCACUUCGUCGUUGUAGUUCUACUCUUUGGUACAGCCUCUGGAACCGUCGACUACAAAGGCAGGGCCACCGUGAAAGAUGUCCUAGACUUUUUCAGAAUUGGCCAACCUAUAGCUUUGAUAAGAAGGAGUUAUUCCCGCUACAUUGAUGAAUUCGAGCCACGGUGCAUACAGACUAUAGUAACGAAGAACGAGAACACUUCGCUGUGGUUUAACCAAAGCUACAUAUACGGAAGAAAAAGGGUUGAAGAAACAAUGAUAGCACAUGUUUUGAAGAAACCAGGAUUGGAUUCUGCACCCGUAAUGAUUGUCGAAAGAGCAAAGGAUUCAGAAAACGAACGUCUGCUGAGAAAUGGUGCAAAACAAAGUCGGAACGGACACACACAUAUGUUCAGUAGAGCGCCAGAACAUAAUAAUAGUAUAGAUUACAUGAGCUUUAGGAUUUACGAUUUCGAGUACUACGAUGACAGGGAGAAGUGUGCGGUAAUAACCUUUACGGAAAAGUUAUGUUACACUAAGUGCGAACUUCAUGUGUGGCUGACGGGGGGCUCAGGAGUAUAUCACAACUGCUUGCUAGAGUACGACUACUUAUGCGGACAUCGUAAAUAUUACAACCUUUAUAACUAUCAUGACUGCAAAUUCUAGUGAAGAUGCGAUCCUUAUGUAUUAAUUUAUGGCGGAUCGGCUUUCUGCCUGGGCUUUCAGUGUUCAACAUUAUCUGGAAUGCUGCCCUUUCGAUGCGAAGAAAAACGGACAAAUAAUAAAGUCACAUUUUUUUUU